Messenger RNA from Entrophospora candida, 489 nucleotides. The record is from the annotation of a GenBank genome assembly. NCBI's taxonomy places the organism in Eukaryota, Fungi, Glomeromycota, Glomeromycetes, Entrophosporales, Entrophosporaceae.
AUGCCAACCCUGUCUUCUGGUCCUUUUGAACCCACAACUGCUUCCCUCAAACAUGAGGAAGAUGAUUACAAAAAAUUGGUUUUGCUUUCAAAAGAUGCUUAUAAUUAUAUAAGAGAAAACUAUUCCAGUAGCAUGGCUUGCAUUUAUGAGUUAGAUUUAUAUGCACAUCCUCUCUGUCGAUGGCGUCUUUUUGACGAAAUAGAAUAUCCAAUCAAUGAUCUUAGUUCUGAUUCUUUAUUCAAGACAGUAAUUGGGUUUUUAAAAUUCAGGCAAAGAUUCAAAGAAAACCUUGAAAUAAUUAAGGGAAUUUGCAUUAAUUAUACAUCCGAUGAAGAAGACGAUCUGAACUUGGAAGACCAAGAGUUAACAGAUGAGGAAUCAGUAAAUUCAUCUUCAGGCGAAGAAUCAUCUGGGGAUUCCACUGAUAGUUCCGAAGAACUGAGAAAAUGCAAAAACGGAUCAUUAUUUCCGACAAUAAACAAUAAUUAA